Sphaeroforma arctica JP610 is the source of this 177-nucleotide messenger RNA. RefSeq lists its product as hypothetical. Lineage: Eukaryota; Ichthyosporea; Ichthyophonida. The record is from RefSeq and is a predicted model, not a curated record. The transcript has a single exon. The annotation marks the transcript as partial.
AUGUUCGAUCGGUCAUUGUUGCUGCGCCCGUCGAGCGGCACAGCAUCGGAAGCAAGAAGCAGUUCGGCACUUGGUGCGUCGUCAUGGCAACACACAGUGACUGCGGGCGAGCUCUUGUCAUUUACUAAGGUGCCUCUGGUGAUGGUUAUCGAUAGCCCCGGCGCCUAUAAUUUCAAG